This is a messenger RNA of Motacilla alba alba, 1413 nucleotides long. Its product is annotated as zona pellucida sperm-binding protein 3-like. The record is from RefSeq and is a predicted model, not a curated record. Gene Ontology annotation, molecular function: acrosin binding. NCBI's taxonomy places the organism in Eukaryota, Metazoa, Chordata, Aves, Passeriformes, Motacillidae. The coding region runs from base 1 to 1413 and encodes 470 amino acids. The transcript is spliced from 9 exons. Gene Ontology annotation, biological process: binding of sperm to zona pellucida; positive regulation of acrosome reaction; egg coat formation. Gene Ontology annotation, cellular component: extracellular matrix.
AUGGGGUUCGGGAGCCGCUUUGGGGUCGCUCUGCUCUGCUGGGUGUUGGCUUCGGCCGCAUCCUCCGAUCCCUGGGGUUUUCCCUCGCGGAAUUCCGGGACGUGGCAGCUGCGGGGUGACUCCCCCAGGUCGCAGCCCUGGGCGCGGGUGGAUCUGUCGCAGCUGCGGGCGCUGUCCCCGCGCCCCGCGGUGGCCGUGCGCUGCCAGGAGGGGCAGCUGGCGGUCACCGUGCGCAGGGACCUCUUUGGCACCGGGCGCCCGGUGCGGGCAGCGGAGCUGAGCCUGGGCACGGCCUCCUGCCCGCCCCUGCCCCCAAACCCUGCCCAGGCCUUUGUUACCUUCGUGGCCGCGCUGCACGAGUGUGGCAGCACCCUGCAGGUGACCUCGGACUCCCUGAUCUACAGAACCACCCUGUUCUACAAACCCACCCGUUCUGGCAACCCCCUUAUCGUGAGGGCCACCCCUGCUGAGGUCCCCAUUGAGUGUCACUACCCCAGGAGGAGCAACGUGAGCAGCGGUGCCGUGCACCCCACGUGGGCCCCGUUCCGCUCCACGGUGGCGGUAGAGGAGCGGCUCCAGUUCUCCCUGCGCCUCAUGGAUGAUGAGUGGAGCAGGGAGAGGCUCUCCAAUGGCUUCCAGCUUGGGGACAGCCUCCGCUUCCAGGCCGAUGUCACCUCGGAGGGCCACGUGCCCCUGCGACUCUUCGUGGAUCAGUGCGUGGCCACCGCCACCCCCGACAGGAGCGUGUCCCCUCGCUACGCCUUCAUCGACCUGGCCGGGUGCCUGGUGGACAGCAGGGCAGAGGACACCAGCUCAGCCUUCGUGUCCCCGCGGCCCCGGCCGGAGUCGCUGCGGUUCCUGGUGGAUGCCUUUAAAUUCGCUGGAGACACCGGGAAUUUGCUCUACAUCAGCUGCCACCUGCGGGUGUCGCCGGCGGCUGAAGCCCCGAGUGCCCGGAACAAAGCCUGUUCCUUCAGCAGAGCCAGCGGGCUGUGGACACCUUUGGAGGGCACGGCGGCCAUCUGCAGCUGCUGUGACACCGGCAGCUGUCCCUCUCCCAGAGGAGAUUCCCGGGAGUUCCGCGCCCCGGCCGCACGGAUGGGCAGGCGCGUCAGGAGGGACGGCCCCGGGCAGAGAGGUGUGUCCCAAAGGUGUCCCCAGGGCCCGCCGGGGCCAACUGAGGCUGAUGUCUCUGUGGGACCCCUGGUAAUCCUGGAGCCUGCUCAGGGAUUAAGGAGCCCCUCUGGAAGUCCAGGAGCAGCUGGGAACACCCCCCAAGGUGCUGCUGGUGGAAUUCCUGUGGUGAUCCAGGGGCUCCUGCUGACAGUAGCCACCCUCCUGAGCCUGAGUGCCCUGGGAAUGCUCCUGUGGAUGUGCCGGAAAAGGCUCUGUCCUCUGGGAAUGUCCCAGUGA